Molecule: messenger RNA, 3023 nt
Organism: Daldinia caldariorum
Lineage: Eukaryota; Fungi; Ascomycota; Sordariomycetes; Xylariales; Hypoxylaceae
Exons: 4
Coding region: 671-2917 (748 amino acids)
Molecular function (GO): protein binding
Source: RefSeq, a predicted model, not a curated record
UAAGACGUAGUUUCCCGGUACCGUUGAUUGUCGGCGGUGGUAGCUGCUGCUGCUGCUGUUGUUCCUGCUGCUUGUUUGGUACGAAUCUGGACGUCAUCUGAGGAGCCUUCUCAAGAAGGAACUCCUGCCUUUGUUCCUUUGGUCAUUCGACAACUUCUUCAAUACUUUUAGAAAAUCCAACCCGCAUUCAUGAUUUUAGUCAAGAAGAAAAAAUAAAUAAAACAAACGUAAUAAAAAAUAAUAAAAAAAGGCACACCUCUUCCAAAAAAGCACCCUCAUGAUUGCUCACAUUCCUUUUUAGGAUAACGACGCCGAAAGCUAGUGCUUCACUUCUAUAACAAAACAACUUGUGUUAAACGGUUUAGAUCGUUGCUAGGGCUAUUCUGUGAUCUCACCUCUGAUUACAACUUUUACUCAGCCCCAUCAUCUCUAUCCCACCCCCCGUCUAUUACUGCAUCUCGCAUCUUCGUUGGAUCUGCAGCCUGCUCUCUCUCUCUUCCCGACCGGUCGACCAGUUGAGCCAGUCGAACUAUCCACCACGAACUUAAACAACCAUACGAUCGGCGCAUCUCCCCCCCUUACGUGUCACUUGACUCUCCUGCGACGCGUUUCCAUGAUCGAUACGACUUGAUGAGCCAUUAUUACGAUAUUUACAUUCGCCAUUGGCACCAUGGCCGUAGACGAGGAGGCCAGUCUCUGGCCUACUGAGAACCUGCUUCUUAAAGAAGGUCGCAAGCAUUAUCGCACCAGCGUCUCGCCAAUUCAUUGGCAGCUUCGAUCAUUGGUCAGCGCCGAGCAGCAGGGCAUCAUCUACUUCCCGGCUGGUGUCAACAAUACCCAUAUUCAACGGCUCGAUACUUCUACCCGCGAAUGCGAAACUAUUAAAGUCAUAAGUUUUCAUCCUCGCUGUCUAAUUGCUAGUAAGGGCUGGAUCUGCUGCGGAGGCGAAAAUGGAGAGUUCGUGGUCAUACGAGAAUCGGGCAACAGCGAUACGCAGGCCGACACCCUCAGCAGAGAUGUUCGCUCCAGACUAACUUCGCUCGAAUCUUCUACCAUGACCGAAAGUACCAUAUAUCAGCUCGAACGUGACAUGCUCUCCGUCGUGGAACGAAUAAAUGGCACCAACAAGACGUGGUCAGCUUCCAGCUAUAAGAUCGGCACAGAGCGUGUCAACUGCAUAACCCUCUGGCACCCCCCCAAAGACGCGGGCGCACUAGCCCUUGGACAGUACGAGUGCCCGGUGGCUGUUGUGGCUAACAAUGAUAAGACCAUUACCGUCGUAAGCCUUUACGAGCCAGAUUUGCAUAAAGAUGUGUUGGAAUAUCCAGAUUGUGUCAACCGCGGCGUCAUCUCCCCCGACGGAACCCUCUUAGCUGCUGUCUGCGACGACGCCUACCUUUACAUACAUGCGCGAGAACAAUUCAACAAGAACUACGAAGGGCUGUCUCGGCGAGUUACUCGGCCAUCUUCUAGAUGGGUAUCACUGCCGAACAUACGACUUAAGGGCCAGUGGAAAGAUGACAGUACAGAUUGCCGAGGGAGCUUUGCAGUUUGUUUUUCCUCGUCGGGAAAGUAUUUGGCAGUUGGCACCCAAUACGGUACCAUAUCUAUCUUCAAUGCAGUUAAACUUAGGGACCCCAACUCGGAACCCUUAAUCGCUUACUUUAAUUCUUCCAGGGCACCAGGGGAAUAUGGUGCCGUUAGGGAUAUGGCCUUUUCGCCGGGGCCAUUCGACCUCCUAGCGUGGUCGGAACAUCGUGGUCGAAUUGGCGUAGCAGACGCGCGCACAAACUUCAAACGACGACAGAUUAUCCCUAUAGAUAGCCAUGAAGGAUUUAAUCAUUUUUCACUUAAUGAUAGUAGUACGAUCGAUCCGCGCCUACUCGAUCCACGCAACGAGCAUCCUGCCGAAGGCGAGCGUAAUACCGACAACGACCGAAAUGCUGAAUCAUCUCCGCUAGGGAUGGAUCGUUGGAACAGAUCAAUGGCUGAUCGGCGGCCCUUACCAGAUCCGGAAAUUACAGAUCCCAUGUCACGAGUCAAUCAGCCUUUCAGCUCGGAUGAAGUUUCGAUUCUUGAGGCGUUCCAAGCUCAGCGUCGUCGACGAGAGCUGCGGGAUCGAGGGGAGCAGUUGGAACAGCAUUUUAUGGAACACCGGAACCAACGAGCUGCCGAGAGGAACGCGUUUAGAUCUACGGGCUGGGCAGAUCGUGUAAGUCUCCAGAGCGGCAGGACUAGGCGUGUGAACGUCAGGAAUCCCAUCGUCCAUUACUUAAGCAGUUAUCAUUUUGGUACAAAUCGCACUAAUACGGGUGUUGAACAGCGCGAAGCGCUGACGAGAUUUCUCGAACGCGAACGUAUGCGCGAGGCACGCGACCAGUACCGCUCGAAUGUCAAUCAGACGGGCACCGAACAGGAGCGAGAGAGAGGCAGUUCCAUACCGCGGGACCUAGGUCGGAGUCGCACAUCCAUCAUGCGCACGCUAGCCCAGAACUUCGAUACUAUCUCGCAGACGAUGAGACCGCAGGGUCAGUACAACGACGCCGGUAACGACAGCUCUGCGACGUCGCGCGAUCCGUGGUAUGUAGGAGGAUCUGGCUCCGGAUGGCCGGAUCUUGAGAACCUAGCCAACAUAAGCGGAUGGACAGGUGGACUUACUGAUAAUGCUCGGACCGAAACCAACAGAGACAGAAACCGCCGAGGCAUCCCAGUCAUUGCUGAUGUGUGGGGAAACGACUCGCUCUUCAGCAGGAUCAGAAUAGGUAGUCGCGAGCAUGUACAGAAUCCAGAUGACACGGCAGGUUUGACGUGGAGCGAGGACGGCCGGAUAUUGUAUAUUGCAGCAGAGGACGGGAUAUACGAAUUCCGUGUCGAUUUGCUCGGCAGAAAAACGUUCCCAGAUAUUGAGCUCCGCUGAGUGGCGGUGCAAUAAAUCGUUACAUUCAUCUGAAAGCUACCAAACAGUACCCUUUAUUUUUAAUAUUUUCGGCAAAGGGGAUCUGGACGGCGUUAGGGACGGUAUU